GUCCAAAUUCAGUUCACCCGUUCUGCCCUUCUCUCAUUGCCAGGUUUAAAAAGUAAAUAAAAAUAUUUGUCAGAAUACUCAUACUUCAUAGCUUCAAUCUUGAAGACUAAUUUGGAAUCAAAAUGACUAAUUUUUUCCUUCUUCGCCAUUGACUUAAAAAUUAUAAUAUUCAUCUUACCUACUUCCACCUUUCAUGAUUCAACCUACCCACCAACGUUACCUGCUCACUUGGGUUGUUGGAUACAUCAUACACGCAUAUAUGCAUAUUUACGCAAUCACAACACCACCGUCGUCGUUGUUGAUAAAGUUAUUCGUUGUUUUGGAAGCGUUUAAUCACUCCGUUAGUCGGAUCUUAUUCAGCAAAAAAUGUCAUCUUCCAUCAAAAACCCUAGUGUCGUGACCUGCAAAGCUGCGGUGGCAUGGGGAGCUGGAGAGCCAUUGGUAAUGGAGGAGGUGGAAGUAAGUCCGCCCCAACCCAUGGAAAUACGUAUUAAGGUUGUGUGCACAUCCCUAUGUCGCAGUGACAUUACAGCUUGGGAGUCUCAGGCACACCCCCCUAUAUAUCCUCGGAUUUUUGGCCAUGAAGCAUCAGGUAUUGUUGAGAGUGUGGGGCAAGGAGUUACUGAAUUUGAAGAAGGGGACCAUGUGCUUACAUUGUUUAUGGGAGAAUGCAUGAGAUGCAGACACUGUACGUCCGGUAAGAGCAACAUUUGCCAAGCACUGGGGUUGGAGAGGAGAGGUUUAAUGCACAGUGACCAGAAGACACGUUUCUCAGUAAGAGGUGAACCCAUUUAUCACUAUUGUGCGGUUUCAAGUUUCAGUGAGUAUACAGUUGUGCACUCUGGAUGUGCUGUCAAAGUCGACUCAAUUGCGCCACUAGAGAAAAUAUGCCUUCUUAGUUGUGGAGUUGCAGCAGGUCUUGGUGCUGCUUGGAAGGUUGCCGAUAUAUCUGAAGGAUCAACAGUUGUCAUUUUUGGUCUCGGAACUGUAGGCCUUUCUGUUGCACAAGGUGCCAAACUAAGAGGAGCAUCUCGAGUAAUUGGUGUGGACACUAACCCUGCAAAGAGUGAAAAAGCAAAGGCUUUUGGAGUAACAGACUAUGUUAACCCAAAUGACUUCAAUGAACCAAUUCAACAGGUUAUUAAGCGUAUUACUGAUGGAGGGGCAGACUACUCAUUUGAAUGUGUUGGAGAUACAGGAAUGAUAACUACUGCUUUACAGUCAUGUUGCGAUGGAUGGGGUGUGACUGUCACUCUUGGUGUACCAAAAGUGAAGCCAGAGAUAACAGCUCACUAUGGGUUAUUUCUUUCUGGGAGAACAUUGAAAGGAUCCUUAUUUGGAGGAUGGAAACCAAAAUCUGAUCUUCCAUCAUUAGUAGACAUGUACUUAAGGAAGGAAAUCCAGAUCGAUGAGUUCAUUACACAUAAUCUGCCAUUUGAAGAUAUUAAUAAAGCUUUUAAUCUCAUGAGAGAAGGGAAGUGUUUGCGUUGUGUCAUCCACAUGCCAAGAUAGAGUUGUUUUUGUGCAAAUCACACUCCUGGUUGCAGAUGAGUGCGUGUUUAGAAGACUGCUUACUUGCUGGUUAUACUUCGAGGAAGACAGUCCUUAUGAAGGAUGAUUUGAAGUCAGAAUGCUACUUCUUUUAGUUACAAUGCCUGUUCGUGCGCACUUGCCCUUGCUGGAGCUAUGUGGGAUGUUGACUCCGUAAUUUUUUUUUUCUUCGGGUGUUCUUUUUCAAAUUAAAGACUUGAAAAUUUCUAAACUGGUCAUGUAAAUUCAACGAGUUCACUGUUGUAAAAGACUGAAACAAGGUUUUAACUUUGGCCGUGUGCAUUUCACAA
This is a messenger RNA of Cornus florida, 1841 nucleotides long. RefSeq names its product alcohol dehydrogenase-like 6. Bases 367 to 1512 code for a protein of 381 amino acids. Gene Ontology annotation, cellular component: cytosol. Gene Ontology annotation, biological process: formaldehyde catabolic process. The transcript has 10 exons. The record is from RefSeq and is a predicted model, not a curated record. Gene Ontology annotation, molecular function: S-(hydroxymethyl)glutathione dehydrogenase [NAD(P)+] activity; zinc ion binding. NCBI's taxonomy places the organism in Eukaryota, Viridiplantae, Streptophyta, Magnoliopsida, Cornales, Cornaceae.